Messenger RNA from Hordeum vulgare subsp. vulgare (domesticated barley), 1644 nucleotides. Its product is annotated as probable 3-ketoacyl-CoA synthase 20. NCBI's taxonomy places the organism in Eukaryota, Viridiplantae, Streptophyta, Magnoliopsida, Poales, Poaceae. Gene Ontology annotation, cellular component: membrane. The transcript is spliced from 3 exons. Gene Ontology annotation, molecular function: acyltransferase activity, transferring groups other than amino-acyl groups. The record is from RefSeq and is a predicted model, not a curated record. Gene Ontology annotation, biological process: fatty acid biosynthetic process. The coding region runs from base 1 to 1644 and encodes 547 amino acids.
AUGGAUGAGACAGUACACAAUGAGAUGAGAAACUUCGGCGAGCUCUUGUACCGCCGUCUCGUCUGCCCACUGCCUCAUCUCGUGUCCGUCACGAUGCUCCUCGUCAUCUCUUCCCUAGUGGUAACGACCUUGCUGUCCAUGCGAUCAGUUGACGGCCUUUUGCACAACGCGCAUGACAUCAUGACCGUGUCGCUGGCGGCUUGCUCACUGGCGGCUGCGUACACUUACGGCUCGUCGUGGUCAAGGUCGGUGUUCCUGGUGGAUUUCGCCGGGUACAAGCCUGCGUCAGCGCACGAGCGGACCCGCGCCAAGACAAUCCACCACUACGGGCAAUGUGGUGUCUUCACCGCGGAGAGCAUGGCUUUCCAGAAGAGGAUACUGGAGCGCUCAGGGAUCGGCAAUGCUACGCAUUUCCCAGAGUCUGUGAUGACGGUGCCGACGGACCGAUGCCUCCGCACGGCGAACGAGGAGUCCCAUGCCGUAGUUUUUGGUGUGAUAGACGAGCUGCUGGCCAAGACCCGCGUGCGGCCGAUCGACAUCGGUGUCGUCAUCGUGAACUCCAGCCUCUACAGCCCCUCCCCAUCGUUGACCUCGCUUAUCGUGAACCGAUACGUGCUGCGCAACGAUGUGGUCACCCACAAUCUCAGUGGAAUGGGCUGCAGCGCUGGCAUUAUCGCUAUUGACCUUGCCAAACGGCUUCUUCAGGUAUACAUUGACACGUACGCAUUGGUGGUCAGUACGGAGAAUAUUACCCUUAACGCAUACACGGGCAACUAUCGGCCCAUGCUGGUGACCAACUUGCUUUUCCGCAUGGGUGGCGCGGCGAUUUUUCUAUCGAACCGUCAUGACGAGCGGAGGCGCGCCAAGUAUGAGUUGAUUGAUACAGUGCGGACACACCGCGGCGUUAGCAACCAGAGCUACGCGUGCGUGACGCAGGAGGAAGACGAGGCCGGGCACUUGGGCGUGUCCCUCUCCAAGGAUCUGAUGGUCGUGGCCGCAGAGGCGCUCCGUGCAAACAUUACCACCCUUGGCCGACACGUCCUACCGAUAAGUGAGCAGCUCCGGUUCAUUUGUGCCGUCGUGGUCAAACGGGGGUUCGGCAAGAAAGGGAGGUCGUACAUCCCCGACUUCACGCUAUCGCUGCAGCACUUCUGCAUCCACGCAGGGGGGCGCAGCGUGUUGGACGAGCUGGAGAAAAGUCUGAACUUGAGUGAGUGGCACAUGGAACCCUCAAGGAUGACUCUCUACAGGUUUGGCAACACGUCGAGCAGCUCACUUUGGUAUGAGCUCGCGUAUUGUGAGGCAAAGGGCAGGAUCACAAGGGGAGACCAUGUAUUGCAGAUUGCGUUUGGUUCAGGGUUCAAGUGCAACAGCGCUGUGUGGAAGGCACUUAGGACAGUCCAGGGUUGCAGUGCCACUAAGGACAGCAGCCCCUGGUCACAAGACGUGAAUGUUCUGCCAGUCCUUCUGCCCAGGCUGAUGCCUAUCAUCGACGAAGACGAUGGUGCCAGACAUGGCGACGGGGAAGAGUCCGGACAUGGCAUCGGAGAAGAUUCCGGACAUGGCGAAGAAGAGUCUGGACAUGGUAGAGAAGAGGCGUCGGACACGCCGCAGUCUUCGAUGCUACUACGUUCAGUCGUGUAG